Molecule: messenger RNA, 1227 nt
Organism: Hypoxylon fragiforme
Lineage: Eukaryota; Fungi; Ascomycota; Sordariomycetes; Xylariales; Hypoxylaceae
Product: ribosomal protein S5 domain 2-like protein
Exons: 2
Coding region: 242-1087 (281 amino acids)
Biological process (GO): rRNA catabolic process; poly(A)-dependent snoRNA 3'-end processing; nuclear mRNA surveillance
Cellular component (GO): nuclear exosome (RNase complex); cytoplasmic exosome (RNase complex); nucleolus
Source: RefSeq, a predicted model, not a curated record
CUACCAACCCGUGACCCCACUAAAAAUAUCUAGGUAUUCUAGAUUUGCGACAGCAGCCCUGGAGCAUGAACUUCUAACCUAAGCUCUCCCAAUCCCACUAUUACGUACCUUUACAAAACCAGAUUACAAACAAACCAUCCAAGCAUACGGGAGAGAAGAGAAGAGGAGGAAAUACUUAGAGAGGUCACCCAAUAGGCGAAAAAAAAAACAACAACGGGAAGGGCAGCAAGGGACAGACAUAAUGCCCCUCGACAGUUCCAUCUACACCCUCGGGCUCCUGCGCAUCGACGGCCGGUGCUGGAAAGAUCUGCGCCAUCUCAACGCGCAGAUUCACACCCAGGCUAGUGCCGAUGGCUCCGCCUACUUCGAAAUGGGCAACACCAAGGUCAUGUGCGUGAUCAACGGCCCCAACGAAGAAGGCCGGCAACGUCGCGGCGGCCAAGCGAGUUCUUCAGGUGCUGCUACGGGAGGAGGAGGAAGCUUAGGAAGUACUGGGAAUGCCGAGAUUCUCGUCAGUAUUGAUGUCGGCGGGUUCAGUACCGUCGACAGGAAGAAGAGGGCCCGGAGCGACAAGCGCAUCCAAGAGCUCCAGACAACCAUUGCCAAUGCGUUCAGCACGGUUCUGCACACGCACCUAUUCCCACGAUCCAGCAUCUCCAUAUCUCUGUACGUGCUCUCGCAAGACGGGUCUCUGCUCGCCUGCCUCAUCAACGCCGCCACCCUCGCCCUCAUCGACGCCGGCAUCAACAUCAACGACUACCUCGUCGCCUGCACCGGCGGCAGCACCUCCUCCCACUCCGCCGCCGACGACAGCGCCGACCCCAUCGUCGACCUCAACGGCCAGGAGGAGCAGGAGCUUCCGUUUCUCACCGUCGCCACCCUCGGCGCCACCGACAAGGUCAUCGUGCUGGUGUGCGAGAGCAGGGUCCAGAUUAGUCGCUUGGAGGGCAUGAUGGUCGCUGCUGCCGAUGGCUGCAAAAAGAUUCGCGAAUACCUCGACUCCAAAGUGAGGGAAAGGGGCGAUAGGAUGGUGAAGGAGGGUGCUGUGGCGAAGGGCGCGAGUAUGGCUUUAGAUAUUGAAGCUUAAGGGUAGUAGAGCAAGGAGGAAAGCCACCGAUCAAGGGAACAUGAAUGAAGAAGAAGAAGAACAAACCCAUAGAAAAAGAGAGAAAGAAAAUAAUAACACGUGGUAGACAUUUGGGUGUCAUGAUGGAUAUAACAUAUCAA